Molecule: messenger RNA, 3781 nt
Organism: Haliotis rufescens (red abalone)
Lineage: Eukaryota; Metazoa; Mollusca; Gastropoda; Lepetellida; Haliotidae
Product: vacuolar protein sorting-associated protein 16 homolog
Exons: 23
Coding region: 75-2564 (829 amino acids)
Biological process (GO): intracellular protein transport; vacuole fusion, non-autophagic; endosomal transport
Cellular component (GO): cytoplasm; endosome; lysosomal membrane
Molecular function (GO): actin binding
Source: RefSeq, a predicted model, not a curated record
CGAAGGUGUCACGCGCUGGGAAGGAGCUUGGGUGUUCUUCGUCGGAAGGGAGGUAACUCUGAUAUCCAGGAAAUAUGGCUACUGCAGAUUGGAGUCCUCUUGGAACUAUAUAUUACAGAAAAUGCGAGUUAUACACUAUGGAAUGGAGUGGUCUGGUGGACCUGUCAAAAUGUACCGUGGCAGCAGCACCAUACGGAGGACCCAUAGCUCUCAUGAGAGAUGAGAGCAAGUCUGGCAGGGUGACAACAAACGUCAAACCCAUCAUCAGUGUUUACAAUACUGCAGGGAAACUUCUCAGUCAACUCAGGUGGAACAGUGGCCACGUGAUACAGAUAGGGUGGACAGUGACGGAGGAGCUGCUGUGUGUGCAGGACGAUGGAGUUGUGUUGGUGUAUGACAUCUUCCUCAACUUCAAGAGGACAUUUGGGAUGGGCCAGGAGGCAAAGGAUGUGAAGCUUUUAGACUGCAAAAUAUUCAACAGUUUCCAAGGCACUGGAAUUGCUGUCAUGACGACAGGAUUCCGAAUAUUCCUUAUCACCAAUGCUGAAGAUCCCCGUGUCAGGAAGCUGGCAGAAGUCCCAGGACUGAAUUCUCUACCCAGUAGCUGGACCAUUAUCAACAUAGAGAGGAAGUCUCUAGCCCUGGUUGCCAAGAAUGACCAGCUCUUCCUUGUGGAUCAUGGAGGCCAGUAUCAGGAGCAGUCGCCGGAGGUGGAGUCCGAGGUGGAGGCGUACGUUGGCAUGGCGCUGUCCUUCAACAACAAGUACCUGGCUCUCUUCACACAGACUGGGAUGAUAUGGAUCGGCUCCUCAGACUUACAGAAAUGUUAUUGUGAAUUCAACACCAAAUCCAAGUCCCCGCCAAAUCAACUUGCAUGGUGUGGCAACGGUGCUGUGGUAGCGAUGUGGGACAGGCUGAUGGUUGUGGUCGGACCAGAUAAAGACUGGAUCAAAUACAACUUUGACAGCCCAGUCUCUCUAGUACAGGAGGAAGAUGGGCUGAGGAUAUUCGGGGAUGAUAUUCAUGAGUUUCUCCAGAAAGUGCCAGCUGUGACAGAACAAAUCUUCAAGAUCGGAUCCAUGGAGCCAGGGGCCAUGUUGUUCGAGGCAUCCAGGGAAUUCCAGAAACGCAGCCAGAAAGCUGAUGAAUAUGUGAGGAUGAUCAAGGACAAACUGGACAUUGCAGUGGACCAGUGUAUUGAGGCAGCGGGGAAUGAGAUUGAACCAAAUAAACAGAGAUUACUGCUGAGGGCUGCUUCAUUUGGUAAAUGCUUCUUGACCGACUACCGGCCGGAGGCGUUUGUCAACAUGUGUCAGAUGCUACGAGUGUUGAACCAAGUCAGACAUCACUCUGUGGGUAUUCCGCUCACAUACGUACAACUGGAGCACCUGUCAAUGUCGGUGCUGAUAGAUCGACUGGUUCUCCGGAAGUUCUUCUGCCUGGCUAUAAAGAUCUGCCAGUAUCUGAAGAUCCCGGAUGCAGAGGGUACCAGCAGAAUACUGGCGCACUGGGCCUGCUACAAGGUGCAGCAGAAGCAUGAGGAGGAGGACACCCUGGCUAAAGCCAUCUCCCAGAAGCUGCUGGAUGUCCCGGGGGUCUCCUUCUCCGAGAUUGCCAGCCAGGCUCUGGACCAGGGCAGGAAGCAGCUAGCCAUCAAGCUGCUGGAGUAUGAGCCCAAGGCAUCAGAGCAGGUGCCCCUGUUGCUGAAGAUGGAUCAGGAUCACACAGCUCUGGGCAAGGCCAUCGACAGUGGAGACAGUGAUUUAGUGUACACAGUGCUGUUACGACUCAAGGAGAAACUUCAGAGCAGUGGUGACUUCCUCAUGACGAUCCGAACCAUGCCUAUUGCCUACUCCCUCUAUAUACAGUUCUGCAAGCAGCAGAACCCCAAGCUGGUGGAGGACCUGUACUACCAGGAGGACAACUUCCUGGACAACGGCAACUGCAAGGUCGUCAGGAGCUUCCAGGAGGAGAUGCUGGAUGACAGAUUGAAGCGACUGGAAGAUGCUCAGAACUGCUACAGCAGGGCCAAGAAUGACUUUGCUGCAAAGCAAACAGAGGACCAGAUCAAGCUGCUCAAGUUCCAGCGGCGCCUCGAGGAGGAGCAUAACAAGCCGUAUGUGGACCUGUCCCUCCACCAGACCAUCUACAAGCUGACAGUGGAGCAGAUCAACAAGCCCGCGGAGCAGCUACGCAAGGAGUUCAAGGUUCCAGAGAAACGGUACUGGCUGCUGCGUAUCAACGCCCUGGCAGAGGCGGGAGACUGGGGCGAGCUGGAGAAGUUCUCACGGACCAAGAAGCCCCCUGUUGGUAUGGAGGUAUUUGUUGAAGCUUGUGUCAAACUACACAACAAGCAAGAAGCUCACAGAUAUAUGAACCGGGUCACUCCAGACAAGAAGGUCAAGUGUCUCAUCAAACUGGGGAACCUGAAGGCAGCUGCUGAAGCAGCAUUUGAGAACCGAAAUGAGGACGAGCUGAACACAGUGCUGUCUCGUGUCAGCCUUGCGGACAAACAGUUGGCGGAGUCCAUCCGCGCCAUGAGGAACGAACUGGGCAAGAAGUAAAGACACUUCUCUACUCAACUCUUCUGGGAAACAUCAAGCAUAAUGUACACUAUACAGCAUUGAACAAACAGUAUGUUGAUAAUCAACCAGUGAUUUGGGGAAUACAUGACACUUUUAAUGGAUAGUAACUUCUUUUAAAAGAAGUUGCUAUCCAUAAAAAGUGUCAUGUGUACAUGUUCUUCCAACUUCUAAAUGCUAAUCAAAGACUUCAGUGAUUUGGUAUCCUUCAUCAUUGGUUCUCACAGUCACAAGGUCUACAGUAGCAGGCUAGACGCAAUGAUGCAGGACUUCAGUGUUCAAUCUGUUAGUCUAUGGGAGUGGACAUAAUUAAGCCCUGCCUGCUUCACUGGCUUAAAAACAGCAAUGUAUCAAAUUUAUGCCCAUGGGCUUAAGUUGAAUUAUUAUUUUGAUGACCACUGUGAGUGAAUGUUUAAUAAUGCAUGUUGAACUUGAGCCGGUUGCACACUGAGUACUGAUCAAGACUUCCACAGUGACAAGACGUUACCCUCAUCACCUCAUGAAGGCCAUGUACUGGAGACUUGUGACAAUUUAAGCUAAUGUCAGAUUUUUUGUCAUGUGACACAUCCUUGUUUUUGAGUGAGAGAGUAUGGUUUUACGCUGCUUUUAGCAAUAUUCCAGCAAUAUCACAGCGGGGGAAAGGAAAUGAGCUUCACACAUGGUAUCUGAACCCCGUUAUUCAGGUAACGAGCUAACGCUUUAAGUACUAGGCUACCCCACUGCCCUCCUUUUUUUUAAGCCUAGGGCUUUAAUAUGAGUGAAUUAUUAUCAGCAAAGAUGGGUAAAACUCAUAAAUAAGCCCAGGGCUUAAAUCUGUACAUUGCAUGUAUUGAGUGAUAGGAAGCACAGGGAAGACCCAGGUUCAGUUCCAUCUUGGACACAUUGUGAAGCUGAUUCUUGUCUCCCACCAUACUAAAGCUGCAAUUUACUAACCCAAAGUCAGAUUUCUGAACCCUAUAAGAAUGAGUGAGUGAAUGUGUCAUCACAUAUGCAGUGUUAAAGCUAUUUUUGCAUUGUUUCAAAGAAGAACUUUGUAAGAAUAGAUCCUUGUUUGAAUAGGCCUUCAGCAUCCUAGCUUGCUGUAAAACGCGACUAUGCUUGUCGUAAGGGGCGACUAACAGGAUCGGGUGGUCCGGCUUGCUGACUUGGUUCAUACAUGUCAUCGUAUCCCAAUUGGGUAGAUUGAUGCUCAUGAUGUC